CCACCCCCACCCCCCCAGCUGAGUGGAGGAGUUGAUAUGUCUCAUUAUAACAGCCAAUGCAGCCGCCAUCCACGCACAAGCAAAGAAGCAUGUCCCAUUUAAAUACACCCACGCAGCCCCAGCGCCCUUAGCCGAUCAGGGCGCGCAGCCCACACGCACCGCGGCUCCGGGCUUGGAGGUCCGCGCAGGUCGGGCUCCGGGAACCCGCGGAUCGACGCUCACGGAAGAUCGGAAUCCGACUCUGGUUGGGGGCCCGGGUGGGCGGGGGAGGCUGGGCCCCGGGCCUCUCUGGCGGACAGCCGCAUGAGGACGCGAGCGAAAUAGACUAGGGUGGACUUGCCAAGGCAGACUCUUCGGGCUGGUUUGGUCCAUUUCUCCCGCGAAGAGUCGACAUGGCGAGCGACUCCCCAGCUCGCAGCCUGGAUGAAAUCGAUCUCUCCGCCCUGAGGGACCCUGCAGGGAUCUUUGAGUUGGUGGAACUGGUCGGAAAUGGAACGUAUGGUCAAGUGUAUAAGGGUCGUCAUGUCAAAACAGGACAGCUUGCAGCCAUUAAGGUUAUGGACGUCACAGGGGAUGAAGAGGAGGAAAUCAAACAAGAAAUUAACAUGUUGAAGAAAUAUUCUCAUCACAGGAACAUCGCAACAUACUACGGUGCUUUCAUCAAAAAGAACCCUCCUGGCAUGGAUGACCAGCUAUGGUUGGUAAUGGAGUUCUGUGGUGCUGGCUCCGUCACUGACCUGAUCAAGAACACGAAGGGCAACACACUGAAAGAAGAGUGGAUCGCAUACAUCUGCAGGGAGAUCUUACGGGGCCUGAGUCACCUGCACCAGCACAAAGUGAUUCACCGAGAUAUUAAAGGGCAGAAUGUCUUGCUGACUGAAAAUGCAGAAGUUAAGCUAGUGGACUUCGGAGUGAGUGCCCAGCUUGACCGAACAGUGGGCAGGAGGAACACAUUCAUUGGGACCCCCUACUGGAUGGCACCAGAAGUCAUUGCCUGUGAUGAGAACCCAGAUGCCACGUAUGAUUUCAAGAGUGACUUGUGGUCUUUGGGAAUCACCGCCAUCGAGAUGGCAGAAGGUGCACCCCCCCUCUGUGACAUGCAUCCUAUGAGAGCCCUCUUCCUCAUCCCCCGGAACCCAGCGCCUCGCCUCAAGUCUAAGAAGUGGUCAAAAAAAUUCCAGUCAUUUAUUGAGAGCUGCUUGGUAAAGAAUCACAGCCAGCGACCAGCCACGGAACAGCUGAUGAAGCAUCCAUUCAUUCGAGACCAACCUAAUGAGAGGCAGGUCCGCAUUCAGCUGAAGGACCAUAUCGACAGGACAAAGAAGAAGCGGGGAGAAAAAGAUGAGACUGAGUAUGAAUACAGUGGAAGUGAGGAGGAAGAGGAAGAGAACGACUCCGGGGAACCCAGCUCCAUUCUGAACCUGCCAGGGGAGUCAACACUGCGGCGAGACUUCCUGAGACUGCAAUUGGCCAACAAGGAGCGCUCAGAGGCCCUGCGGCGGCAACAGCUGGAACAGCAGCAGCGCGAGAAUGAAGAACACAAGCGGCAGCUGCUGGCUGAGCGCCAGAAGCGCAUCGAGGAGCAGAAGGAACAGAGGCGGAGGCUGGAGGAGCAACAGAGGCGAGAAAAGGAGCUCCGGAAGCAGCAGGAGCGGGAACAGCGCCGACACUAUGAAGAGCAGAUGCGCAGGGAGGAGGAGAGGAGGCGCGCCGAGCAUGAGCAGGAAUACAAGCGCAAACAGCUGGAAGAGCAGAGGCAAGCGGAAAGACUUCAGAGGCAGCUAAAGCAAGAGCGGGACUAUCUGGUGUCCCUCCAGCAUCAGAGGCAGGAGCAGAGGCCCCUGGAGAAGAAGCCGCUGUACCAUUACAAGGAGGGCAUGAGUCCCAGUGAGAAGCCAGCCUGGGCCAAAGAGGUAGAAGAACGUUCAAGACUAAAUAGACAGAGUUCGCCUGCCAUGCCUCACAAGGUCGCCAACAGGAUCUCUGACCCCAACCUGCCCCCAAGAUCGGAGUCCUUCAGCAUCAGUGGGGUUCAGCCUGCUCGGACACCCCCAAUGCUCAGACCUGUUGACCCCCAGAUCCCACAGCUGGUAGCUGUAAAAUCCCAGGGACCUGCCUUGACCGUCUCCCAGUCAGUGCACGAGCAACCCACAAAGGGCCUGUCUGGGUUCCAGGAGGCUCUGAAUGUGACCUCUCACAGGGUUGAGAUGCCACGCCAGAACUCAGAUCCCACCUCAGAAAACCCUCCUCUCCCGACUCGCAUUGAGAAGUUCGACCGAAGCUCUUGGUUACGACAGGAAGAAGAUAUUCCACCAAAGGUGCCUCAAAGAACAACUUCUAUAUCCCCAGCAUUAGCCAGGAAGAAUUCCCCUGGGAAUGGCAGUGCUCUGGGCCCCAGACUUGGAUCUCAACCAAUCAGAGCAAGCAAUCCUGAUCUCCGCAGAACUGAGCCUGUCCUGGAGAGCCCCUUGCAGAGGACCAGCAGCGGCAGUUCCUCCAGCUCCAGCACACCCAGCUCCCAGCCCAGCUCCCAAGGAGGCUCUCAGCCUGGGUCACAAGCAGGAUCUAGUGAACGAACCAGAGUUCGGGCCAACAGUAAGUCAGAAGGAUCACCUGUGCUCCCCCACGAACCUUCCAAGGUGAAACCUGAAGAAUCCAGAGACAUCACCCGACCCAGUCGACCAGCUGACCUGACGGCAUUAGCUAAAGAAUUAAGAGAACUCCGGAUUGAAGAAACAAACCGCCCACUGAAGAAAGUGACGGACUACUCCUCCUCCAGUGAAGAGUCAGAGAGCAGUGAGGAGGAAGAGGAAGAUGGGGAGAGUGAGACACACGAUGGGACAGUGGCUGUCAGUGACAUCCCCAGACUAAUACCAACAGGAGCUCCGGGGAGCAACGAGCAGUACAACGUGGGAAUGGUCGGGACACAUGGACUGGAGACCUCACACGCGGACACCUUUGGCACUAGUAUUUCCAGAGAAGGAACCUUGAUGAUCAGAGAGACGGCUGAAGAGAAGAAGAGAUCUGGGCACAGUGACAGUAAUGGCUUCGCAGGUCACAUCAACCUCCCUGACCUAGUGCAGCAGAGCCACUCCCCAGCCGGGACUCCCACCGAGGGACUGGGUCGUGUCUCCACCCAUUCCCAGGAGAUGGACUCUGGAACUGAAUAUGGCAUGGGAAGCAGCACCAAAGCCUCCUUCACCCCCUUCGUGGACCCCAGAGUGUACCAGACAUCGCCCACGGAUGAAGAUGAGGAAGAUGAUGAGUCCUCCGCUACUGCCCUCUUUACUAGUGAACUUCUUAGGCAAGAACAAGCUAAACUCAAUGAAGCGAGGAAGAUUUCCGUGGUAAAUGUGAACCCAACGAACAUUCGCCCUCACAGUGACACGCCUGAAAUCAGAAAAUACAAGAAACGCUUCAAUUCCGAAAUACUUUGUGCAGCUCUGUGGGGUGUAAACCUUCUGGUGGGAACUGAAAAUGGCCUGAUGCUCUUGGACAGAAGUGGCCAAGGCAAAGUCUACAAUCUGAUCAACCGGAGGCGCUUCCAGCAGAUGGAUGUGCUAGAAGGGCUAAAUGUCCUGGUGACGAUAUCAGGAAAGAAGAAUAAGCUGCGUGUUUACUAUCUUUCGUGGCUAAGAAACAGAAUACUGCACAAUGACCCGGAAGUGGAAAAGAAGCAGGGCUGGAUCACAGUCGGGGACCUGGAAGGCUGUAUCCAUUACAAAGUUGUUAAAUAUGAGAGGAUCAAGUUCUUGGUGAUUGCCUUAAAGAAUGCAGUGGAGAUAUAUGCUUGGGCUCCUAAGCCUUAUCACAAGUUCAUGGCGUUUAAGUCUUUUGCAGAUCUUCAGCAUAAGCCUCUGCUUGUUGACCUCACAGUAGAAGAAGGUCAAAGGUUAAAGGUCAUUUUUGGCUCACACACUGGUUUCCAUGUAAUUGAUGUUGAUUCUGGAAACUCCUAUGAUAUCUACAUACCAUCCCACAUUCAGGGCAACAUCACUCCUCACGCCAUCGUCAUCUUGCCCAAAACGGAUGGAAUGGAAAUGCUGGUCUGCUACGAGGACGAGGGGGUGUAUGUGAACACCUACGGCCGGAUCACGAAGGAUGUGGUGCUCCAGUGGGGAGAAAUGCCCACUUCUGUGGCCUACAUUCAUUCCAAUCAGAUAAUGGGCUGGGGCGAGAAAGCUAUUGAGAUCCGGUCAGUGGAAACAGGACAUUUGGAUGGAGUGUUUAUGCAUAAGCGAGCUCAAAGGUUAAAGUUUCUAUGUGAAAGAAAUGAUAAGGUAAAUCCGUUUCAACUUUGCUUUAGUGUUUGCCUUUUAAGAGACCUCCAGGUACCUGUGAAACCUUCAUUUUCCUUGAUGCUGCCGAGUCAUAACUGUAUUAAGGGAUCAAUAGGGUAUCUUGAGAUGGUGUUGCCUGACUUGAUUCGUGUGAACAUUCAGAAUCUAUAACUCAUGCAUCCAAACCAACAUAAAACAUCUAAACUUUCCUUGUAAACUCUUAGUACCUGCUGUGGCCUGUGGGCCUCUGAUGAUUAACAACCAUUGCAGACUCUCCUAUGCGCUUAGAGCAGCUGGCCCAUCAUUCACCAUCUCACAAUGGGUCAGCCUCAUGGUUUUACCUUUAGGCCUUUCAUAGAGACACUGUUGGGACUUAGCUUUCACAUUCUAUUCACCCUUAAGUGGAAAGCAUCUGACAUGUAGAUGAACUUCUAAAAACUGCCACUCAUUGCCAAGAAACAAAAUCACAAAUUCAACUCCUGCCAUGUCCUGUCUCAUUCCAACCAUGAGUCUCCUGACAUGUCACAGGGGGGCUACGUUCUAAUGUAAGUGGCCAUGUCUGUCCAGCAUGAUCGGUCACCCCACAGGAGUCCACUGAGGUGACCAUGCUCUCCUUUGCCCUCCUAGUAGCUAAUCUACAUUUGUGAACCCAUGCUCUGAGACUAUAGUCAGCCUAACAACCAUGUCCCCGAGCAGCAGAUUUGAACACCUGUAGGAAGGAAUGCAGUGGGUUGAGCUGUUUAUAUCUCCUUGUUCACCCCAGUUCCUCAGAGGCCAGACUGGUCUUCAUUCAACCCUGGUAAUAUGGGUCUGGAUUCUGUGACCCUGGCUAGCUGCUAACGACCUCGUGUGAUCAAAUGGAUGGCAGCUCGGGGAGACAAGGAUGGUUCUAGGGGAUUUACCAGACCGUGUCAGAAACUAGACUUAGCAAGUACGAUUCCAACACUUCUACAGGCCUAGAACCCAAGAGAUGAAAUGUCUGGGUAUGGACAGCUGCCCUGCCGUUCUUGACGACAUAUCCCAGCAGGCCUUGGCCAGCCCAUACUCUCAGGCAAGGGUCUCUAAUUUAGUCCCUGAAUGCACAGAUGGGGACAACAGUGACCCUUCCUUUCAACAAACCCUCACUGUCACCCCUAUUUCGAGUCUCUGACCCAUAGAGUAAGUACCUGUACUUCCCUCUCUAGCAUCAGCUAAAUGUCAGGCAAUUCCUCAAGCUUCUUAAGGAACCAUGAGGACAAAGUAGCACUAGGGACGAAUACUCAUUCCUCAGACCACAAACACUGACUGAUUGAAGGGCUAUUGCACAGCCCCAGAUAUUAUUUGCCUGGGGCAGUGGUUCACUGACAUUCAGCUCAAGCAAGCAGUAAUCUGAAUUCUGCACACUUUUCCCAAGCCUUUGAUAAAAUGAUUGAACGGGCUCAAACCUAAUGGGCUGUGGUUCCGCUUAUUAAUGUCAUUAUCUCCUUUGGCUUGGGAUCUGCCAGCAUCAGCAUACCCUGAGGCACCAGGCUGGGCAGGCAUCUAACACCUUAGCCUAGACAACCAUAAGCACUCUAUCUUUGGUUUUAAGUUUAAAAAUUGAACAUCAAAGUUGUACAACUGUCGAUAAGUUUGGGAAUUAAGGGGUUCUCUUUCAUCUGCCUCCAUGUCACUCACGAGGGAGAGAAAGAGUGUCCCGAAACCUUUGUAGAAAUAAUCAUUGUCCCAGGCCAGAAGUCCAGCAAUAAAUAAUAAUCUGAGAAAACAUAAGGGCAGGAGGAUUUCCAUGCAAUGCACUGUCUGAAAUGUCACUAUAAGCACUGGCCAGGGAAAGUUAACUGAAUGUGUUGCAAGGGUAGGACAUGUGAGAGAAAAAUGGCUGUACAGUUGAAGAAGAGAAGGGGGAAAAAAACCCACGAAGUUGAACUAACUUGUUUUUAAUUCCAAACAGGUAUUUUUUGCAUCCGUGCGAUCUGGAGGAAGUAGCCAAGUGUUUUUCAUGACCCUCAACAGAAAUUCCAUGAUGAACUGGUAACGGAAGAGCACUUGGCACUUAUCUUCAUGGUGUUCUUUCUAAUGUAAGAGAACAUAACUCAUGUGGACGUUUGCCAGUCUAGAGGCAGACUCAGAAGGCCUGGUUGAACAUCCCGCUUUCCCGUUUCCUCUCCCUCCGUCCCUCCCAAUAGAGUCCCUCUUUCAGUGUUGCAGCCUGGUUGAGAAGGAGAGAAAGAGGUGGCAGGAAUGUCCGGGAGAUGCCGAGGAUGCUGCAUUGUCUGUGGACACAGUUGGACCUUGUGCCCUUCGGAGUUAGGGAUAGAAACAAAAUUGUGUGCUUUUAUGAUUAAGCUGUGUUUGUGCUGACUUUUCAGUUCUUUCGGUCUGGGAUUUUUUUAAACUUUUUUUUCUUUACCCCCUUAUUUUGUAAGAAUGGGGAAAGAAUGCAUACUGGGAAAUUAGACUUUUUUUAAAUUCUGUCUGCCUGCUAGCUUUAAGUAUAUGGUAUGUUGUAAAAUCUCCAAUUCCCGGUAGUGAGAGACAGCACAAUAAAUGUACCUUAUCUCCCUGUACUGAAGGCCAUAACCGCGUUGUCGGGUAAUUUAAGAAUUCUCUUGCCUUCACCAACCCAAGAGGAUGUUUUGUUGUUGAUUUUUUUUUAAUUGCUACUGGCUAAUGAAUUUUUGAAAGAGAAGCAAAAUAGCUGGUUUUCUCCUCUCUGGGGAAAUAGAUUUUAAAUGGCUAAACUACUAGCCUUAAUCUAAUAAAACCAACUGCUAUGUUGUGAGUCUGGCAGGCCGUAUUUUGAUAUGGCCCUUUCUGGAUGGAGGGUGUUGAAUGGGACAGAGAUGCCACUGAGUUGAAUGGUCUUGUGACUGUGGAGGGACUCUGGGAUGCCAUUGUCCCUUGAUUAUUAUGCAAGAGAUCAGGGCGAAACAUGGGAUGACAGGUGGGUCACCCCGAAGGAACUUCUGAGAAAUGAGCUAAUAUGUCUAUGUAAAUACACAUGCGUUCUUUCUUCAAGGCACAAAGCGUCCCUGCUAAGAGGUCCCAUCGUUUGGGCUUUGUUAGGACUGAGACUGAUGGAGAAUCUUUCCUGGAGCUGGGGUUAACAUGACAGCCAUGCUCUGGAAACCCAGCUCCCUCCCAAGGGUGCCACUUUCUCAAGAUAAAAACUGUGACAAAGAAGAAUUAUUAAUAAAAGUUUCUGAGCUGCCUGUGUUCGCACUGGGUCAAGGGACUAGACUCUCCAGCCUGCCCCAGACACUGCAGGUACCAACAGCUCAGACUUUAGGGGACCUGAAGGCAAGGCUUUGGCCAAAAUUCUGAGACCCUAAUCACGUUAUGUUCCUCUAAACUUCCCAACAUACUGUUAACAACAUCUGUGCAGAGGUGUGUAUGUGUUUAGUUCCGGUUGACUUGUGUCCUUCUAAACCCUUACUCGAAUGAUUUGACCCUUUAUGUGACUGGCUGGGAUUCUUCCCAAAGCUAUGAGCAUGGCCGCCUAUGGUAUCCAGGUGUUGCGAAAUGGUAUCUGUGCUGUGCUUCCUGUUUUAACCUACCUCGUUUUGUUUGGUUUCGUUUCUCUGUUCAUCACAGCAGUGUUAUCUCCAGGAGACAUAUAGAGAGCUCAACUGGGCAAUCUCAGCUGUAUUGAAUAUUUUCAAAACAGUAGUUGACCAAAUUGUUCUUUAAAAAUUGGAGGAAGAAAAAAAAUCUCCAAUGACCAAAACCUAAUGAAGUAUGUUUUUAAAGAUUGCAAUUACUGUAAAUGGAUCAGAAAAGAAAAACAAAGAUCGUGAUCCUACUGAUUUUGCCUAAACAAAUGAGCAGCUAGUGGACUAUUAAUGAGAACGAAGCAUAGGUUAGGGGAAUGGUACCUUUUUAAUCUGGUGGUUUGGCCAAAGGGGAUGUGAAGGGGAAAUAUUCAGAGUUCCAACCUACAGCUUAUUCUGUACUCCCCGAGAGUAAGGUCAUGUGGAGUUAUCUGAAGCAGGUAACACACAGGUGUGCAAUGAGGGUGGUCUCCAGGCAUCCCCAGGAUGAACCCAUCAUGGUCCCUUUAGCUCUCAGAAGCAAUGAAAUCCUCCCGUUCUCAUUUUUACUACUGGGGUUAUGCUGCUGAAUAACACUGUCUUUACAAAUUCUAGGGGACAAAUUCAGCAAGAGCUCUGGGUUAAAUUUAGCAACUGCGAAAAUUGGAUGCUGAUAUGAACAUUAAAUAAUGUGGAUUUGGGUCUUGUCUCCAGACGUGAUUGCCACCAGCUCUUUAUAUUGCUGCUGUGACAGUUUGAACCAGAGCCUUCUUAAAUUAUGUUGCAAACUGAUCUUCGUUUUUAUGUUUUGUUUUGUUUCAUUCUUAUUUCUACGUGAUACAUCCAAAACACACAGCUUUAAAUGAUUUUUUAUUGUGGGACAUUGGGUACAGUUAAGAAAUAAAAGGGAAUCAUUGUGUUUAAACAUAAGGUAGUUUGUGAAUGUAUUUUUUAAAAUCUAGAUUCAUUGGAACAAAAAUCAUAAGAAAGCAUAUUAAUGCCGUCUUGUUUACAGUAUGGACAGUGACAUUACAUAACAUGAGCUUUUUUCUGGUGCCAACAAAACAAAAUAAAACACAGACGUUAAAUAUCAA
Messenger RNA from Alexandromys fortis (reed vole), 8883 nucleotides. RefSeq names its product TRAF2 and NCK interacting kinase (gene Tnik). Gene Ontology annotation, biological process: protein phosphorylation. Gene Ontology annotation, molecular function: protein kinase activity; ATP binding. The record is from RefSeq and is a predicted model, not a curated record. The coding region runs from base 393 to 4451 and encodes 1352 amino acids. Lineage: Eukaryota; Metazoa; Chordata; Mammalia; Rodentia; Cricetidae. The transcript has 30 exons.